Messenger RNA from Vollenhovia emeryi, 8184 nucleotides. RefSeq names its product protein BTG2-like. The transcript has a single exon. Gene Ontology annotation, biological process: negative regulation of cell population proliferation; negative regulation of mitotic cell cycle. NCBI's taxonomy places the organism in Eukaryota, Metazoa, Arthropoda, Insecta, Hymenoptera, Formicidae. Gene Ontology annotation, cellular component: nucleus; cytoplasm. Bases 1486 to 2067 code for a protein of 193 amino acids. The record is from RefSeq and is a predicted model, not a curated record.
CCAAUCCCAAUCCAAUCCGCGUUUGCAAUUGCUAGUCUGAUUCGGCCUUUAGGUAGCGCAGAGCUCCGCUUCAAUCGUACGGCGCGUUCCGCGGUAGAGAAAAAUGAUAGGGUCGAACAAUCAGAAACGCCGGGCUUGCCUUUAUUUGCGCGUGCAAAGACAACAAAGUGGCGUUCAAUACAGAUUGUUCUGUAUGCGCGCGAUACGAUUGAAUUAUGUAUAAAUGUAAGUGGUUAACGUUCGGUUCUCAUAGCGGGGCGAGCUCGCGAUCGCGAUUCAGCGCGGCGAUACGUCCGACGUCGCGUCGGUGCUGAGGCGCGAUUUGAGAAUCGCUGACACCGCGCAGACGGGAUCCACGUAUUCGGGACGCGACUGGGGUCGGGCGCAACCAUCGGUGCGCAGGGUCACGUGACGGUGGGUCGGGGUGGGCGCAGCCGGCGUCCGGUUGGCCGAUGCCGCGAUACGGAUCCCCCAUCCGGCGUCAUGCGAACAAAGAGACGAGGCUACCCCGUCCACGGCUGCGAGCGCUGCCAUUAGAAAGUCGUCGGCAGUCGAUGAACGCGGGAACUCCGCGAAUUGGAUAGAGAGAGCGAGAGGGAGAGAGGCAAAGAGAGCUGGCCCGUUCGGUUCGUACGCGAGAAAGUUUAUUCGGCCGCUCCGCCGGGACUCGAUGCACAAAGAGGGAGGAGAGUGAGGAAAGGCUCGGACAGGCACCCCCCGAUCGAUUUUCGAGAGAUCGACUCGACCGGCCGCAACUCGGAUCGUCCCGUAGACCCCGAAUCGGGCCCCGCCGAAUCGCCGUGAUCGAUCCGGUGAAACGAAGCGCGACGGUGGUGCAUCUCUCAUCCGCGAACGGCGAGAGGGACUCGUCGCGAGGACGAGUCGAUGACGCAAAUUCGGAGGCAGCGAGGCGAGCACUGAGAAUCGACGUGCGUGCGACGCUCGCCCGAGAGAUCGAUCGAUCCCCCGCGUACAUCAGUAACUGUGCGCCGGGUUGCAUCCUCAUCGACGAGGAUUUCCGUGGGACGCUCCGGCGGUUAGCUGAUCGCGCUGGAGGGUCGACGACGUACAACGAGCGCUAUAGAGUGCUACGCAGCGACGUGGCGACGACGCCAUUUUGUGGUGACUGGUACCGUGUGCUUCUUUCGGCAUCAGCGCCGUCGAGCCUACUCAUCGCCGCGCCGUGACCCGUGACACGCGCGUAUUUCUGAUCGCGUUCGUUAAUAAGUGCAAAACGACGUGGAGCACUUUCGGCCUUUCGGAGCCUUGGAUCGCGAGGGCAGCGACGGAGAGAUAGACAGUGCUCGUGUACCUGAGCAGAAUAAAGUGCGUCAUCGGUGUGACUCCCAUCUGCGCACCGUUAAACCCACCGCGGUAGAGAGAGAGAGAGAGAGAGGGGGAGGGAGAGAGACGUUCUGUUCGAUUUUUCAUCAUCAUCGACACCGUCGCCCUGGGUCUGACCCAUCUUCGCCAUCACUACUGACCAUGAGAUUAGAAAUCCUGUCGGCGGCGGAUUUUUUGGUGCACCUGCUGCGCCUGCAGGCGGGUCAGCUGUCGGAUCGGCAAUUGGAGAUGUUCAAGUCAUCGCUUACGGAGGUGCUGCGCCACCGUUACCGGGACCACUGGUUCCCGGACCGGCCGAAUCGCGGGUCCGGCUACCGUUGCAUACGCAUCAACGGCAAAAUGGACCCGGUGAUCGCGCAGGCCGGCGCGAACGUCGGCCUGCUGCCGACGGUGCUGCACAGCCUGUUCCCCAGCGAGCUCACCAUGUGGAUCGACCCGUCGGAGGUGUCGUACAGGAUCGGCGAGAACGGCUCCAUCUGCGUGCUGUACGAGCGCACCGAGGCCGAGAGCGCGGAGGAGAUCUCGCAGCAGCAGCACCAGCACCAGCAUCAGCAUCCGCACCAUCACUCGCAGCAGCAUCAGCAGGCGCCGACUAUGCCGCCGCCGCCGCCGCCGCCGUUGCAGCAGCAGCAGCAACAGCAGCAAUUCGAGAGCUGCAAGGACUCUCUCCUGCUGGAGCACACGCAAUUCAGCGAGCAGAUCGCCGCGUACGUCUCCAGCUGAAUCGCCGGACUCGCCGCCGCGCUCACGUCCACGCUCUCGAAAUGAUCUACUAAGCGCACGUGCAUCUCGUGAUAUGUGAUAUCCCGUGUGUUGCGUUGGACCGAGCAGGUCCGCGCGCUCAACCUUUCGUGGACUCCGAACGUGCGUGCGUCCUUCUCCUUGCGUUAAUCUUCUAUUAUUUUGCCCUUUUCUCUCUCUCUCUCUCUCUCUCUCUCCCCCUCCGUUUUUUCCUCCCCUUCGUCGAUACACCAAGAGUCUCGAGCGAAGAGUCGGUCCUCCUCCAUCGCCGUCUUCUUCCUCCUUUCCCCCUCUCUCUCUCUCUUGUCUUCUACGGGAAAACGAAAAUAAAAACAAACGGAGCACCAUUAAUCGUCCGUUGAUCGUCUCGUCCCUCCGAGCGAGUUCCUGCUACACGGGGAGAGUCCAUCCUUCGGGAGACGCGAGCUCGUCCACGCGCGCGUCGGUCGACUCGAACUCGACUCUAGUCUAGUCUCGCGCUUCCCGAGCCUCCUCUCGCGCACAGAAGAAUCCCGCGAGUGCGUAAGAAACGGCACCUGCGUGACGAGCAACGUGUUCCCCGAGCGACUAGUCUGUGAUUUAAACGCGUCCGAUCGAGGAAGAACAAGAACGGAACGAGGGGCGAAGAGGAAAAUCAGCUGUCCGUCGCGACGGAAGAGCGAAACGAGGGAUGGAAAACUGAUCGAAGCGCAGACCGGUCGGCUCCCGUUGAUCCGACGCCGCUCUUCUCUCUCUCUCCUCAACUGUCAUCGUUAACAGUCGCUCGUGCAAGGUCUCCUUCGCCGGAGAAGGAUCUCGCGGCCGCGCCACAGCGAGAAACGGCGGAACGAACCCGGAGCUCUCUCUCAGCAGCCGACUAAUUGAUCUCAGCACACCUCCUCCACCCGCGUAAACCUCCGAGUGUCUCUCGUGACGACAGCAGCCACGCGAGGGAGGAACAACGAAGACCAGCCAGCCUCAUCGCGCCCUUCCUCGAGGGAGUAAAGGAACCGCUCGUACAUUUACACACGAGAAAUACAUACCCGAAAACACACCAUUUCUCUGUCUCUCGCAUCCUCUCGAAUGACCAGCGUCUUUCUUCCACGCACCUUUCCGUUACCGUCGGAUCUUGAAUUGAGGUUCGUACACACCGACGAAUAUUUACGAUUACGCGCAGCCGAGGAAACGGGACCGAUCGCCCAGCGAAUACCGCGGGACCGCGCAGAGAGAAGCGGAUCGCCGUUUGUUUAUCUCUCCGAAAUUCUAUCUAAUACAAGCCCGCUGGUCGUCCAGUCACCCGGGGGUGCCGAGGAGAAAGCAGGCGUGGAUCACGCCGGAAGGCAUGUGCGAUUAGAUUCCAACAAUUCUCGCGAUGUAUAUAAACCUUUCCAUUUCUCCAUGUUUUCGCGUCGGUUUGUACGUUCGUCGAGUUCAGAACCCGCGAAGGAAUGGGACGAGAAGUCGGUCGUCCCCCAUUCUCAUUGUCGACAAUUUUUUUCGAACCUCGCACUGUCAAUGCAGAUUACCACCGAGCCACACACGCGCGCGCAUACACACACACACACACACAAGAUCCCCAUGAAUACAUUCACACGAAACUAAAGACACGCACUGACGAAUUUUGCACAAAUGAUAGCGAUGGAUUUCGCCGUGGAUCGCGCGGCUAUCGUGAGGUGACAAAAUCGCCGGCCGUCGAUUCAUCGAAUUUGGUCUUCGUUUCCCCGCGAAUAUCUGUAACGAUAAGAGUACGUUGAAUUCGCAGACGGCGCCGUCACGUCGCUUCCGAUUAUUCUGGGAGAAUCGAGCGUAGGCAGAUUCCCGCCGAGAGCGGCGGCGCGAUAACAAGGCUCCAAAUUCGAUGUGAGCAAUUGCGAAUUUUACUCCUCGAGAACGGCUCUCGGUAAGGACGAGUCCUCGGCGUUUUGCGCUACCCCGAUGACGAUUCUCGACGGUACAAUUCGCAAGUACAAUUCGGUAGUUUGAAUGUGCAUACGCAACACACGGAACACCUCUGGACACACACACGUACAAAUUUUUUCGCGAAAGCGCGUGAGUUAUAUGUAAAUGUAUAUACAUACAUAUAUAUUGUACAUAUACAUAGUAUGUGUAUAUAUAUGCAUAUAUAAAUAUAUAUAAAAGCGUUAUGUAUGUAGAGCAUUGUGUACAUGCGCGGGGGCGAAGGAGGGAGAUCGGUGGAGCCAGGUCGCCUCCGGGCGUGUACAUAACCGACGAAUUGUAUAUUAUAUCCUUCGCGUGAGAGAGAGAGAGAGGGGGAGAUGGAAGAAAGCGGAGAAAACACGACGGACGUAUAAAAUUGCUGUGAUUUUAUCCACGGGAAGGCACCCGGGCGUGUUUUUAUUAUGGAGAGUCGGUCUCGGAUAGUGAGUCGCUCGAUGCGCGAUUGCGAGUGUUUCUCCGCCGAUGUUUCGGGAGUGACCGCGCGAGAGAGGGAAUGAUCGAAUGCGUGUGCAUGUAUGGCGCUGUCCCGCUCCGGCAAUAAUAAUCUAGCACGCUCGAUUAAUCACGCGUCUGCUUCGUGCCCUCGCGGCAUCGAGAUCUGUUCGAUUACCGUUACUUGACGAACCGUACGGAUUCGCGUUGAUAAUGUGAACAAUAUUCGCGCGGUUGACGGAAUUAUUUAUCGGUGCUUUUUUCACCCGCGAAAUUCAAACCCGAUAUUCCAUUGCGCGUGAACGUUUCUGUUCAGUUUUCUUUUUAUUUUUCGGUUACGCGGGAAUGGAGGUGAGAGUUUAUGAGUGCAAGAGUAAAGGAGUGUGUGUGUUGUGUGUGUGCGCGCGUUUGUGUGUACGGCGUUUGAAUGACGAACGAAAGAUCGAACGGCUGAGAGAGGGACGGGGAGGAGGGAAAGUGAGAAACUAUCGUGUUCGGCGUCGAAACGAGAAAAGGCUCUGUUGUACGUAGCAAUUAUAGAAACCAUGUCUGUGAUUAUACUAAGAAUAGAGCGACAAUAUAAGCAAUUUCCGUAUAUAACGACCUAAACGCGAGCGGCGUGUGCGCUUACUAUACAUACCGGUAUGUAAAUGGUACAUAUACUGUGUUAUACAUACACGUGCAAGAAUUUUAUCCGCGCUUCGUACGUUUUAAUCGGGUCGCCGCCUUCGGAGUUAACAGACCCGCGUCUUUGCGUUCCGAGCGGUUUGUCCUCCUCUCGUGCGUCCGUAGAAAUCGCGCGGAAUCGAAAUUGAGUAGCGUUUCAUCGGAAGGGAUCCACAUAUUCUCGCGAGCACAUUGUCAUCGAGAGCGAACGGUGCGAAUUCGUUUAAAGCGUCGGGACUUAAGGCGACUCGUUUAAAAUUGCUGAGCGCGCUUGCGAACGGCGGAAGGACAAAAUCAACCUUACCUCGCUCAUAAUAAACCUGUCGGUCCUCUUCGGCUUUGACGUCAUGUAUCGAAGUAAUCGCAUCGCGACACGUACGUGCCGACGCUGCGUGUGUUGAUUAACACCAACGCGAUAAAGCGAUCGAUCCGGAAAAAGGCUUUCGUUGUUGCGAAUCGCUAUACAUGACGUCAGAACGGAGGGGGGGGAUUGUGCGAUACGUGUCGGCGAGCACAAAAAGUGGAAUAGAUAUUAUCGUUUCCUUCAGUUCUUUUUACAUAUUGGGGAAACACAUGCUCCGAUCGUCCAUAUCAGUGGCUGUAGAACACCAGCGAUCUCGAAUAUAUAAUCUGUCGAAAGUAGUGCGGGAUGAAGUCGGAGAGAAAGUGUGAGAGCCGGGCGGUGAGAUCUCCGCUGCGUCCUUCGAUGAUUAUUUUCUUGUUGACGGCUGACAAGACACGUUCCUUUCCCUUUGUUUUUGGUUUCCACCGGUAAAGAUCAAGAAGGGCGCGCUCGUCUGCGAGAAUUAUCCUAUAUAUUUCUACAUUAUUCAUUUGUUCCCACAAGCAUGUAUAAAAACCUAUAAAUAUUGAAUGCCAAGGGAGAGCAACAGAGAGCGAGAGAGAGAGAGAGAGAGAAUAAGAGGAUAUGUUAGAGCGAGAAAUGAUAGAGGGAGAGAGAGAGAAAGGGAGUGGGGCGGAAGAGGAAAAAAUGCGAGCGUAUACAUAUUUACUUCGCGAAUCAAUUGUAAUUAAACACGUACACACACGUAUACACACACAUAUACAUAUAUACAUAUAUAUAUAUAUAGAGAGAGAGAGAAAAGAGAGAGAAAAAGAGAGACCUUCAGGAGGAAUUUGUACAAAUCCGCUGGGAUAAAUCACCAGCAAGUCUGUGAUUUUAGCUUGGUUACUAAUUCAGUAUUUUUUUAAAUAAAACGAGACAAAAUCAAGAUAAAUCAUAAAAAAAGAAACACGAUUCGGCCCGCGAGAGAGGGGGGUAAGGGGAGUUCGCAAGGGAAGGGAGGAGAAAGUUUAUGAAAGAGAGAGCGUGUGUGGUCAGACUGAAUGAGAGUGUGUCUGUGUGUGUGUUUGUGGUUGAAAUAAAGGAGCGAGGGAGCCAGGGUAGUGGAAUCUUAGAAUUAGAAGUUUACAAUAAAAUUAUUUGUCUUAAAAAUAAAUUUCUUCAGGCAAUUUCGCAAUUCUUUGACUUGUUUUACAAAAAAAAACAUAAUGAAUAGAUCUUACUUACUUUACGAUCGUUUUGCCUUUGUUCGAGGAAACGUGCAAUUCAGAUUAUAAUAACUCAAAUCGCAAUGAUGUCAUAUCAAUGUGACGACGUGCUCGAACGAAUGAGAAAGGAGCGUGGCGUACCACACGUUAAAAACUCCUUUAUCGUCGCGAUAAAGAGAACAAGAAUCGCUUCUCUAACUGUUUAGAGUGUCAUUAACGCCACGUGGCACUAAUCGCAAUUAGCUGCUUUCCCUUUUAAUCUUUGUCAUUUCGCGCCCAGCGAUGCAACAGAGAAGAAGACAAUAAAGAAUGUUAAAUCUGAGCCGAUUAUCGUUGGUCAAACUGGCAUCUUUUCAUUGUUAUUAUAAAAUUACGCUUUGAAUCUAAUUUACUGAAUUAAAUCGCAGUGAAUCACGAUUGAUAAUCUCUGGGUAAUUUAAAGUCCGUCUCGAAGAAUAAACGUAUCGAGUGUCACGCUUCUCAAAAACUCGUCGUUGACCGUCGUUGGCAUCAGUGACCUUUGUACUUCGACUUUCUGAAUUUUUCUUCCCUGGCUGUGCGUGAGAAAGAAUCCUGAAUCGCGAAAGGAAGCGUAACUCUAGGGCCGGCUCUUCGUCGAGUGCUUUCCCUUUCUUUAGAGGAGUUAUUUUUUUGUUUAUGCGGACAUUAGAAAUGAGAAAGAGAAAGAAGGGGCGAAUAAAAGGAAACCGAUAGAUUCUUGGUGCGGUAAAAUUACAACGGGGGCUGGUAGUGAAAAGGGGAGGAAAAACAUAUGAAGAGAGAGGUAGAGAAAGAAUGGAUGGGUGAACGAACGAGCGAGUGAAUGAAAGAGAAAAUGAGGGGGAGAGAGAGAGAGCGUGAGGGGCUAGCAGGGGUGUUCAAUUCGAUCGAGAUGGGUCACGGGUCCCACGAUUGUGAUGACAGUUUACUUAUGUGAAUACUGAUUAGCGAACUCGUAGUGGUGUGUUUCGUUUAGCGUAUUCGUUUAGCAACGUAGGGAGUGAGUGAGAUAACAGCUACCUGUGGCCCCGCGAGAUCCGAAUUCGGCGACCCUGUCCAGCCUUGUGCAUCGUUCGGAGAAGAACGAAGGAGGAGAGCGCGAAUAAAAAGAUCCAUUCGUUUCUGUGCGUUGACUGCGAGCGAGACGCAAACUCGAUGAAUUCUGUAUAAAAUUCGCUUUACAAGUCUACAUGCAUGUCCAUGAGUAUAUACACACACAAAUACACACCAACAUAUACGUAUACACGAAUCGCGAAUACUCGAGACACGAUACAUUACACACAUACUCGAAUCUGUAGACUCGUAGAUUUACUAUUAAUUAUAAUGAAUUAUAAUUAUUAUAUCUAUUAUAUCAAUGUAUAAUUAUAUUUAGUUUUUAGGUUUAUGAUUAUAUUGGCUAAUUAUUUCCCGCUUGUACAUACGCCGUGAAGCUCCAGAGAAAAAAUUAAAUCUUUAACAAAGAAAAUCUAUAAUUUUUUCGACUGUUUUUGUACAGAGAUAAUAAAAACAAAAGGCCUCGUGCUUAUGAAAUUUCAUGAAUAUAAAAAAAAA